GUAGACCGAAUUCAAUUUCAUAACAUUGAAUGCCAGCAUUUGUAAAAGUGAGAAUAAAAAAUGGAUCAAAUCAAGCUCAAUUCACUUCAACAACUUAUGGAGUUGUAUGAAGAAGAACUAUAUACAAAUGUUAGCAUAUUGGCACAAUUUUAUUUGUCAAAUCCUUCACACUUUCAUUUAAAUCAACAUGAAAUCUUUUGUGUUUAUGUUUUGAAUGGAAAUAGUUUAUGGGAAGUUAAGAAUUAUAGUGAAGCCCAGAAGCAGUAUGAAGCAGCAAUUCUUUUUAGGAGACAACUUUCAAAAGAACCAAAAUUUCCUCAAAGUUUGAUAGAAAUUUUCGAAAGAUUCUCAGAAAUUGAAUUGAAGUUUAAGAUUGCAAAAUGUAUGGUAGAAAACCAACAAUUCAAAGAAGCUGCUUCUAUUCUUCAAGCUAUUCCUCUCAAGCACCGACCACCAAAAAUAAAUAUGUUGCUGGUGAAAAUUCAACACGGAGAGUCGGGAACUGACAAACAUUUAAUUGCAAAUUACAAAGAAGUUUUAAGAAAAUUGCCUCUUGCUUUUGAGUGCAUAGAUGGUUUGAUAAACUUAGGAGUGAAAGGGACUGAAGUCAACUCUUUAAUUAUUGAUGUUUCUUCAACCGAAUGUUUUGAAUGGAUCCAUUCAUACAUUCGUGCUGCUUCAGAAAUGCACAAUCGAAAAUACGCAGAAUGUGUCAUGACACUUGUAACAAUCGAUUCUUUCAAAAGCAACUCUAAAAUUCUGGCUAUGAUGGGCGAAGCUUUUUAUUUCAGUGGUGACUAUGAGAGAGCCAACACAUAUCUGCGAAGAGCUUAUGAGAUUAAUCCUUUUAUGAAGCAUGGUAUUCAGAAAUAUGCAAUGCUUUGUGAUAUGUUUAAGAAGACUCGAGAUUUAGAGCAAAUUCUUAGGCCAUCAUCGACUCAUCCUUACGAGUACACGUCGGAAAAUUGGUUUGUUAUGGCACUUUAUCUUUACUCUUGUAUGAAAUAUGAGAAAGCCCAGUAUUUCAUUAAUCGUGUCAUCUUACAACAUCAACAUCGAAACGUUGACGCUUUAAUUCUCAACGCAAAAAUUCUUCAUGCAACAAAGAAAUCGAAUGAAGCUCUUAUAAGUCUUCGGCAAGCUUUAAAAUAUGAACCGCAUCGAUUCGAAGUUCAUCGUUGGAUUAUAGAAAUUUUAUUAAACACUGACCGGGGUAGAGAUGCUCAGAAUCAAGCAACGAAGAGUUUGAAACUCCUUGGAGAGACACCGAGAACGUUGACACUUACAGCAUCGACAUUCUUGAAGAAUCCAAUCAGUAAAGACAAAGCCAAAAUGUUACUUCAAAAGGCUCUGGAAAUCAACGAGUUUUACACCAAAGCAGUUUUCUUUCUUGCCCAAAUACUUAUCGAUGAUAAAGAACAUAAAGCUGCCAUUAAGUUACUGGAGAAGACGUCAGCUGUUGUUUCAAACAUUAAGAUUUCUUUAAUGCUCGCCGAUUUAUAUGCGAAAAGCAAAAAUCUCUCAUUGGCUUUAGAAUAUUACACAAAAGUGUUGAAUCAAGACACGACAAAUCGACAUGCAUUGAACGGAUUGAUGGCACUCGAAUCAACUAAUAAUACACUCGACAAGGCACUUGAAGUGUCGUCAACAACAUGCGGUGAAAACGACGAUUCGUCAGCUGAAGUCGAUCAAAAUGGAGAAAAUUCCAAUCGAAUGAAAGAUGACGAUGAUAUUACAAUGGAUAUUGAAAUAGGUGAAUCAAGUAAGGAAGCAUCAAAAGAAGCAAAGAAGAUGGAGGAUUCUGAUGAUGAAAAUUGUUUAAAAGAAAUUAUACAAAUUGAUGAAAUUGUUCACCAUUCGGGAAUUGAAAGUGCAAAAAUGUUGGAAUUUGAACGCCAAAUGUUUCUCGAUUGCGUGUACAAUGAUGGUUUAGUGAUAUGUGGAAAGGGAAUUUCGUAUGAGAAAGUUUUGUUAAAUCUUUUUAAAGUUUACGUCGAUCCUUCGAAUCUUGUGUUUGUUUUGAAUAGCGACGAAUAUGAAGAAAAAUAUUAUACAAAACUCCUCGACUCUCCACAUGUUCAUCAAGCAUCAAGCAACAGUAACGAACGAGAAAAAGUUUAUUUAUCUGGUGGAAUUCAAUUCAUCUCAACACAAGUUUUAGUUCUUGAUCUUUUGAAAAAUCGAGUUCCAACUGAACUUAUUACAGGAAUAUUUGUUCUUAGAGCUCAUCAAAUCAUUGAAUCAUGUCAAGAAGCAUUUGCAUUGCGACUUUAUCGACAGAAAAACAAAACGGGAUUCAUUAAAGCGUUUACAAUGUCAGCUGAAGCUUUUACUUACGGCUAUGGACAUGUUGAAAAAGUGAUGAGGAAUCUUUUCGUUCGUGAACUUUAUUUGUGGCCACGAUUUCAUGCUUUGAUUCAGAAGAACUUGAAAGCUUUCGAACCCACGUCAAUUGAGUUUCACAUUCCAAUGACACAAAAGAUGACACAAUUACAAACAAAUCUACUCGAUUUAAUGAAUUUUUUAGUGAAGGAAUUGAAGCGCAUCAAUCCAAAUGUGGAUCUUGAGGAAGUUACUGUUGAAAAUUGCAUCACGAAGAAAUUUCAAAAGAUUUUACAACUUCAACUCGACGUGAUUUGGCAUCAACUGAGUGCAAAAACAAAACUUCUCAUUGCUGAUCUUAAAGUUUUACGGAAUCUCAUGUUCACGACAAUUUACGGUGAUUCUGUGUCGCUUUUCUCAUCGCUUCGAAAGUAUCGAACAUCAGAAUAUGCAAUGUCAAACAGUGGUUGGACUCUUUUAACAGCAGCUGAACAAGUUUUUAAAAUCUCCAAGGAACGUGUCUUCAACAGCAAAGAUGAAUUUGACCCCGAACCUUGUCCAAAAUGGAAAGCUUUGAGUGAAAUUCUUCGUGUUGAGAUUCCAGCGGAUAUCAAGAAAAAUAUUAAAGAUGAUCGAAUUGACUUUGAUAAAGAGAAGCCAAUAAGAGUUCUUGUGCUUUGUAACGAAGGCAAGACAUGUCAUCAAUUAAAUCAGUAUUUAACUCAAGGUCUUGAAAGAACACUUUUCUGGACGGCAAUGAAGAAUGACGUCAGUGUACAGAAAUUAAACUCAAAAUACAAAGCAAUUCAUGGCGGUGGAAGUGGAAUUGUCGGUGAUGCUAUGAAUAUAGAAAAACUUCAAUUAUACCCUGAAAAGCCGACAACAUCCAAAACACAAAAGACUGAAAAAGUUCCGCUUGUUAUGAGUUUGUUGAAGUCGAGAAAAAGAAAGAAUGAAAGUCAUGAGGAAGCUUCAAAAGACGAAGAGUUAAAAGCUGAUGAAUUGAAUGAUUUCCAAGACGACAUAGACUGUUUUAAAGAUUCUUACAUUCUCACAAUGUCACAAAAAAUUGAUGGCAAUGAAAGUUUCUCAGCUAAUGACUUCGAUUUAACACAAGCUGAGAAUGUUGAAUUUGAAAUGUGUUCGAAUCUUUCCGAUCAACUCAAUGUCACGUCAAUUAUUGCCAACAUGCAAAAGCCGACAGUUGUCAUUCAAACAUUUCGCAGUGAUCAAUUAAAGAUGUCAUCGUUGGAUCAAACACUUCAAGAAAUGCAACCGGAAUAUAUUGUUUUGUACAAUUCAAACGUCACAGCAAUCAGACAAAUUGAGAUCUUCGAAGCGCGACUUAAAAGACAUCCGAAACGACGAUUAAAAGUUUUUGUUCUUAUGCAUUCAAAGACGGUUGAAGAACAAAACUUUCUGACAAAUCUUCGUCGUGAGAAGAAAGCUUUUGAGAUGUUGAUCGAUACGAAGCGCGUUAUGGUCGUUCCAGAGUAUCAAGAUGGUAAAACUGAUGUUAUGGAUCAUGCAAGAGAUGAAGACGGAGAAAAAGAUGAAGAAAAAGUGUCAACAAGACAAGCUGGAGGUCAAAAUGAUGUUUCAAAGAAGAAAGAACCACCGAGAAUCAUCGUCGAUAGUCGUGAAUUCCGAUCAGAAUUGCCGUGCUUAAUUCACAAACGUGGGAUUGAAGUUGUGCCUUUGAUGAUCACAAUCGGUGAUUACAUUUUAAGUCCCGAUAUUUGUGUGGAAAGGAAAUCAAUUUCAGAUUUAAUUGGAUCGUUAAAUAGCGGCCGUUUGUACAAUCAAUGUCAACAAAUGACAAGAUUCUACACAAAACCAAUUCUUCUCAUUGAGUUUGAUCAAAAUCGUCCAUUUCACUUGCAAGGACGUUAUAUGUUGUCACGAGAAACUGAGAUUAACAAUUCAGAAAUUAUGCAGAAACUUCAAUUGCUGACAAUUCAUUUUCCAAAGCUUAGGCUGGUGUGGUCGCCGUCACCAUAUGCAACAGCUCAAUUGUUUGAAGAAAUUAAACUUAAUAAAGAUCAACCAGACUCAACUGUUGCUGUUCAAGCAGGCUUAGAUGACCCGACACAGGAACUUGAAGCAAUCACUGAGAAGUACAACGCAACUGUCCACGACUUUUUGAUGAAACUUCCUGGAAUAAAUCUUAAGAACGUUCAUUCUGUGAUGAGAAAAGGAAAAAGUUUAAAAGAUUUGCUGAAGUUGAAUGAAAAUGAAUUGAGUGAGAUGAUUGGAAACUCCAAAGACGCAAAAGCUUUGCACAUUUCUCUUCACAACAAACUGAAACCAAAGCAAGAAGAUCCAAAAGGAAAAUUUAAGAAAACAUACAAAAAGUUUUGAAAAUUUCUUUUAAAAUGUCUAAAUAAAUAAAUUUUGUUGAUCAUUUUGAUUUCUUUCUUGAAACAUUUUUAAUUGCCAUUCAAUUUAACUCACUU
Messenger RNA from Clunio marinus, 4778 nucleotides. NCBI's taxonomy places the organism in Eukaryota, Metazoa, Arthropoda, Insecta, Diptera, Chironomidae. The record is from the annotation of a GenBank genome assembly.